Molecule: messenger RNA, 2085 nt
Organism: Cucurbita maxima (winter squash)
Lineage: Eukaryota; Viridiplantae; Streptophyta; Magnoliopsida; Cucurbitales; Cucurbitaceae
Product: pentatricopeptide repeat-containing protein At4g14050, mitochondrial
Exons: 1
Coding region: 52-1884 (610 amino acids)
Biological process (GO): RNA modification
Molecular function (GO): RNA binding; protein binding; zinc ion binding
Source: RefSeq, a predicted model, not a curated record
UGAAGAAAAGUUGCGGUUAAGGGUCAAACUUGAGAGCCACAACGGUGAUGAAUGAAUAUUUUUCAUUUUCUUCACGAACUCCAACUCUGCGCCAGACGCCAAUCCACAGCAGCCGCCGGGAAGCUCCAUUCUCAGAUCAUCAAAGCCGGGCUCGACAAAGCUGGCCCUCUCCCCAACACCCUUUUAGAUGUAUACGGAAAAUGCGGCCUCAUUCCUCAAGCCCUCCAACUGUUCGACGAAAUGCCCCACAGAGACCAUGUCUCCUGGGCCUCGAUUCUCACCGCCCAUAACCGAGCCAUUCUUCCCCGACGUACCCUUUCAAUGCUUAGCAUCAUGUUUACGCAUGAUGGGUUGCAGCCUGAUCACUUUGUCUUCGCCUGCAUCGUCAGUGCCUGCGCCAGUUUGGGGUAUUUGCGGCUUGGUAAACAAGUUCAUGCUCGGUUUAUGUUGUCUUCCUUUUGUGAUGAUGAGGUUGUUAAGUCGUCUUUGAUUGAUAUGUAUGCUAAAUGUGGGAUGCCCGAUGAUGCUCGUGCUGUUUUUGAUUCAAUCUCGUUUAAGAAUUCUGUGUCUUGGACUGCUAUGAUUUCUGGGUAUGCUAAAUCUGGGAGGAAAUCUGAUGCUAUUGAGCUUUUUCAGCGAGUUCCUGUGAGAAACUUGUUCUCUUGGACUGCUUUGAUUUCUGGGUUGAUUCAAAGUGGGAAUGGAAUUUACUCGUUUUCUUUGUUUAAUGAGAUGAGGAGAGAAGGAAUUGAUGUUGUAGACCCUUUAGUUUUCUCGAGUGUUGUUGGAGCUUGUGCAAAUUUGGCUCUUCUGGAACUUGGAAAGCAAAUUCAUGGCUUGGUUAUAGCUCUUGGUUUUGAAUCUUGUUUGUUUAUAAGCAAUGCACUUGUGGAUAUGUAUGCUAAAUGUAGUGACAUAUUAGCAGCUAAGGAUAUCUUUUACAAAAUGCCACGAAAAGAUGUGAUUUCUUGGACUUCAAUCAUAGUUGGGACUGCUCAACAUGGGAAAGCAGAGGAGGCAUUGAGUUUAUAUGAUGAAAUGGUUUUGAGUGGAAUCAAGCCAAAUGAAGUGACUUUCGUAGGAUUACUUUAUGCUUGCAGUCAUGUUGGUCUAGUUACCAAAGGCCGUGAAUUAUUUAGGUCCAUGACAGCUGAUUAUAAGAUCAAUCCUUCUCUCCAGCACUACACAUGUUUAUUAGAUCUCCUGAGUCGCUCAGGACACCUUGAAGAGGCAGAGAAUCUACUAAACAAAAUGCCAUUUAAACCAGAUGAGCCUACUUGGGCUUCCCUAUUGAGUGCCUGCAAGCGACAUAAUAACAUGGAAAUGGGGGUUCGAAUUGCUGAUCAUGUCUUGGAUUUAAAACCCGAAGAUCCUUCGACUUACAUACUCUUAUCGAAUGUUUACGCCGGAGCGGAAAUGUGGGACAGUGUUUCGAAGGUGAGAAGGUUGAUGAGUUGUAUGGAAGUAAGGAAGGAACCAGGUUAUAGUAGCAUAGACUUUGGAAAGGAGAGUCAAGUAUUUCAUGCUGGGGAGACUAAUCAUCCUAUGAAGGAAGAGAUUUUUCAUUUACUGAAGGAUUUAGAUGCUGGAAUGAGGAGAAGAGGCUAUGUUCCUAACACUAGCUUUGUUUUGCAUGACAUGGAACAACAAGAGAAGGAGAAGCAGCUGUUUUGGCACAGUGAGAGGUUGGCUAUGGCUUAUGGACUUCUCAAGGCUGUUCCGGGGACGGUUAUUCGAAUCGUGAAAAAUCUUCGGAUUUGUGGAGAUUGUCAUAAUGUUUUGAAAUUCACUAGUGAUAUAGUGAAAAGGGAGAUUGUUGUUCGUGAUGCCACGAGAUAUCAUCAUUUCAAGGACGGGAAAUGUUCUUGCAAUGAUUUUUGGUGACUCUGUGAGAUACUCUUCUACUUAGCUGGAGAAUUCUCUGGCCGAAAAAAGGUAUGAACUGGUGGAGUUUUUAGAAGCACUUUUCUGCAUUUUCUGCAUCUCUUCCAAUUUAUUGAUUACAAAAGUAGAGAAAUGAUCAAAAUAUUUGUGUAACUUAGACCAAAAAGAAGCAAUAUUGUUGUACACUUUGCUCUUAUAUCU